This is a messenger RNA of Beta vulgaris subsp. vulgaris (sugar beet), 2966 nucleotides long. RefSeq names its product probable disease resistance protein At4g27220. Gene Ontology annotation, molecular function: protein binding; ADP binding. NCBI's taxonomy places the organism in Eukaryota, Viridiplantae, Streptophyta, Magnoliopsida, Caryophyllales, Amaranthaceae. The coding region runs from base 266 to 2848 and encodes 860 amino acids. The transcript has 2 exons. The record is from RefSeq and is a predicted model, not a curated record.
CAGGUAACCGGCUACAGCAGGUUGUUUGUGCGGACUGCGGAUGCCGGAUAGUAAUUGGUGUCUAAAGUUGAUGUCCUAGUCAACUUGCUAUAGCCGGUCAUGUCUUCCUGUAUGACCUUUAGCAAGUCAAGUGGACCAAACGACGUAAUGUAAGCUUCUCUAAUUCCUUAGUCUUUACAUAUUCAUCUAAUCUUGCUUGAAGAACUACUCGAUAAGACAAUUUCUUGAUUAUUAAUAUUUUUUCAGGAUAUCAAAUAAUUGGAUCAUGACUCCUGAUUUCAUUAGUGGAAAAGUCAGAAAUCUGCAAGGGAAUAGCCUUGAAAAUGUGGGAAAACAAAAUGAUUAUGGGAUUAAGUCUGAGAAUUUGAGGAAAAAUUAUAUUGUUCAAUCUUGUGGGAAGCAUAACAGAGAAGAUAUGCUGCUGCUAGGAGUCAGGUCCUUGGUGGGUAAAUUGAUCUUGGAAAAUCUGGAAAAGAUAUUGAGUUGGUUGAGUGAUGAUAAGAUAAACAAAAUUGGUGUGUUUGGGAUGGGUGGUUGCGGCAAGACCACCCUUGCUGUUCAUGUUUACAACCGGAUUUUACAGAGUGACCUUUCGCGUGUUCUUGUGUGGGUGACUGUGGGAAUGAAUUUUGAUGUUCAUAAGUUACAAUUGUGCAUUUCAAGGGCGGUCGGUCUUGAUCUUGAAAAUGAGAAAGACGAAACCAAGGGAGCUGCUAGGUUGCAUGACUAUUUAUCAAAGAGAGGAAGAUAUGUGUUGAUCCUUGACAAUUUGUGGGAACAUUAUUCCUUUGAGAAGGUUGGGAUCCCUAGUGCGUGCAAGGUGAUCAUAACGACUCGAAUGUUGAGCAUUUGCAGGAGAACCGGCUGUCAAAAGACGAUUAAGAUUGGCAUGCUGGGGGAUUGUGAAGCAUGGCAGCUGUUUUGCAGCGUGCUUGAAUAUGAACCGUUGCCUGGUGAUGACAUUGGGCACAUAGCACAGCUUGUUUGCCAGGAAUGUGCAGGUCUACCGCUUGGUAUUGUCCAUAUGGCUAGGAGUUUGAGGGGGGUGAAUAAAGUUUCUGAGUGGAAAUAUUCUAUGCGUCAACUCAAAGAAGUUCCCAAAGAGCAUGAUUUCCUGGUAACCAAGCAUUUAUAUCUGAAACUGCAUUCAUCUUAUGCAAGGUUGGCCAAUGCAAAAAUCAAGCUCUCUCUCUUGUAUUACACUUUAUAUCCUAAAGACUGUAAGAUCCAAAGAGAAGAGUUGAUACGGCUUUGGAUUGCUGUGGGGCUUAUAGAUGAGGUGUCAUCUUUGCAAGCACAAUAUGACCAGGGUCAUACCAUAGUGAAUGAACUGGUGGACUCCAGCUUGCUGGAAACCUCUGGAGAUGGGCUUUUUGUGAAAAUGCAUGAUGUGAUCAGGAAUAUGGCUGUUAAGAUUACUAGAGAAAAAGAUGGACCACGGUUUUUGGCCAUAUGUAAUUCACAGUUGAAGGAAGUGGUGCAAGCACUGGAAUUCAAGGAAGAUAUUCAUGCUGUUUCACUGAUGAAGAAUUACAUUACAGAGAUCCCUUUCGAUACUUCUCCAAAGUGUCCCAAACUAUCAGUCUUGCUGUUACAACACAACCCUUUGAAGAACGUUCCAUCGUCGUUCUUUUUACAUAUGCCCAGUCUCCGGGUACUUGAUCUGUCAAACACUAACAUCCAGAGACUGCCUGACUCAACAUGUGAAUUAAAGAACCUAAGAAGCUUACUUCUCCAUUGCUGUCAGAAGCUUACAUAUGUGCCUGCAUUGGUGAACUUAAAAGCUUUGCAAAUGUUGGACCUAGGUUACACUGCCAUUAAAAAAAUCCCUUUUGGUAUAGAAAGGCUAACCAUGCUCAGAGAGCUCGAUCUCUCCGGCUUGCACAAACUGAAGGAAGUUGGUUGUGGUUUGCUUGCCAUGCCACCUGCUUUGAAGCGUAUAUCGUGCUAUGUGGUGGGGGGAAUCCUGCAAGAGCUACAAACUUUAAGGUCUCUAGAAAUUCUUGAUGCGACAUUCAAGAACAUAAGUGAGUAUAACGGUUAUGUCAAGUCCGAACAUUGGCGAGUGUUGGACAGAUUCCAUCUGCAAGUCAGAGAUUCUGUGGAGGAAGAGCAGGAAUCUAAUAAUGUUUUGUGGCAGUAUAGCAAUGUAGUGUCUUUUUAUGGGUGUUCUCUUGUUGGUGAAAGAGAACAGCUAGUCCUACCUGAAAAUGUUAACCUGUUGCAUAUAGACAAAUGUGACGGCGUUGGAAGGUUAUGUGAUAUGUUGAAAUGGGAAUCUAAAGACUCGUAUUGGGAAAAUUCUGGUUUGAACAACACAACACAUCGUUUGGGUGAAGCUGUUGUAACGAGGGGCGGACCCCUUCUGAAUCUAGAAAUAGUUAUAGUCAGUAGAUGCCAUAAUAUUGAGAAAUUAUUCACCACUAAGCAGAUUAUGGGUCUCCAAAAUCUUGAAAUUCUGGAAAUUAGGGACUGUUUCGAGUUAAAGGAAUUAAUUACAGAGGAAGAUAAUGACAGAUCUUUAUCUGAAUGUAGCCCUUCUACUGUGAGGUUGCCAAAUUUGGAAAUGUUAAAGCUGACACGGUUGCCCCUUCUGUCCAGCAUUUACAAGGGUCUAUUGCUUUGCACCUCUCUCCAUUCGAUUCGGGUUGAUGAAUGUCCGAAACUGACUCGACUCCCAUUCUCCUUUUUUCUGGAUGAUCAAUGCAAAUUACUUCAACCGAUGCUUGAAAAAAUUGAGGGACAAGAUGAAUGGUGGGAUUCCUUAGAACUAAACCAGACUGCAGCUAAGUUAUCACUGCAAACUUUAUACAGACCAAUAUCUGGAGGUGAUCAGAGUCAAAUGUGAAGGGAGUGCAGGUCAUGGUAACAAUUUUACUUCCAUCAUUGUAUAUAAUAUGGAAUUCUUUGUACGUUUAUUGAAAACCCGUACCCUUUAUGCACAUAUAGAUCUUAUACCAUAUUAA